AAUGGAUGAAAGACUUGCUUCAAGCUUGUUUACCCAGUAAAUGCAUCCCUUGGGAGCUGUGAAGAAAAAAAUACUCUUCUGGGACCUGAUUUCCUGAUGUUUUUCUUUGGCCUAUGCGUUCAAGACAGACUGAAGAGCACUGCUGAUAGAACACAAGCAAAAUGGAUGAACCGUCCACCUAAUGUGCAACUCCACUUCCUGGAAUGCUAAGUGGAAAAGAGCCGCUCUUCCAGCAUGAAAUCCAGUACAUACCAAUAAUCUGAAUGCUUAAUUAAACUACAAUGAGAAGACAGUACCUGCAAAAUAAAAGAUGAGCCCGCUUGAUGCAACAAAAUCAGGAUUUUUAGUGUGCAUUGCUGUCUGUAUGUUCAUCUACACUUUCAUCUACCUGAAGAAUACACUUUCUGAAGAGCCAAAUGAACAAAAAUUUAAUGCAAAUAUAGAAGAGUGUGGAUUUUACCCAGAUGAACUUUGUUCAGCUCUUUUUCUGGGGAAAACUGCUGCCUUUAAGAUUGGAAACCUUUGUCAGACUACCUACCAACCUAAAACACUCAGCUGCCUUCAGACUUCAUGCAACUGCUCCACGGUUUUGAAGACACUGCAUUUUAUCACAAGGCCACUGUCAGAUGAAGAAGGAAAUUUCUCAUUGGCAUACAUUAUCACAAUUCACAAGGAGCUGGAAAUGUUUGUAAAGCUGCUAAGAGCUAUUUAUAUGCCUCAGAAUAUUUACUGUAUACAUGUUGAUGAAAAGUCACCAAAAGAUUAUAAAGCUGCUGUACAAAACAUCGUUAAUUGCUUUGAAAAUAUUUUUAUUUCCUCAAAGAGAGAAAAUGUUGUUUAUGCAGGAUUUUCAAGAUUACAAGCUGAUAUUAAUUGCAUGAGAGAUCUAGUUCAUUCCAAAAUUCAGUGGAAUUAUGUUAUUAAUCUAUGUGGUCAAGAUUAUCCCAUUAAAACAAACAGAGACAUUAUACAAUACAUCAAAAGUAAAUGGAAUGGUAAAAAUAUGACUCCUGGGGUAGUCCAACCUCUUCAUAUGAAACACAGGACACAAGUUAGUUACAGAGAGUAUGUACACUCUGGAAUGUCAUACGUGUAUCCAACAAAGAAUAUAAAAGCUAAACCUCCGUAUAAUUUGACAAUAUAUUUUGGUAGUGCCUAUUACAUACUCACUAAAGAAUUUGUUGAGUUUACACUGACUGAUGCACGUGCAAAAGACUUGCUUGAAUGGUCGAGAGACACGUACAGUCCAGAUGAACACUACUGGGUCACACUGAAUCGUUUAAAGGAUGCUCCAGGGGCUACACCAAAUGCAGACUGGGAAGGAAACAUACGAGCCAUUAAAUGGAAAGAUCAAGAAGGAACCAUACACAAAGGCUGCAAAGGUCAUUACGUCAGAGACAUUUGUGUCUACGGACUAGGGGAUUUGCAGUGGAUUAUUGAGUCGCCCCAUUUGUUUGCCAACAAGUUUGAGCCUGCAACAUAUCCACUUGUUACGGACUGCCUAGAGAGACGCUACAGGCUUAAAGUACUGCACCAAGCAGAAGUUCCCAUUGAAGAUCACUGGCGUUUUCAGGAAGAGAACUAUUUCAACAUGAAGCUCAAUGUUUGA
Molecule: messenger RNA, 1609 nt
Organism: Mesitornis unicolor (brown roatelo)
Lineage: Eukaryota; Metazoa; Chordata; Aves; Mesitornithiformes; Mesitornithidae
Gene: GCNT7
Product: glucosaminyl (N-acetyl) transferase family member 7
Exons: 4
Coding region: 311-1609 (432 amino acids)
Cellular component (GO): membrane
Molecular function (GO): acetylglucosaminyltransferase activity
Source: RefSeq, a predicted model, not a curated record